CAGGAGCAGGAGAAGCGCGCUCGCGAACCUCAGCUCGUGCUCAUAUCGCGCGUUAGCGACAGGGGUUAAUCAUGUGCAGAUGCUCGAGCUCGUCGCUCUUUGAGAAGCGGGGUUAAUGCAGAUGUUCGAGGCUGUGUUUAAUGGUCAUCUCUUCUGAGCUUCUCUUCAGUGGUUUCACCUGGAAACCUUCAUCGCUUCUGCGCGAGCCCGUGUCAGAUCUGCUCGAUGAACCCCGGACACGCGCUAACAUGUCUACCAAGGCAGAGCAGUUUGGCUCUAAGAUUCGAUACUUGCAAGAGUAUCACAACCGUGUGCUUCACAAUAUUUACCCAGUGCCAUCGGGAACAGACAUUGCAAACACUCUGAAAUACUUUUCCCAGACGCUGCUCAGCAUCCUGUCCCGUACAGGCAGAAAGGAGAGCCAGGAAGCUUCCAAUUUGGCCGUGCCCAUGACCAUGUGUCUUUUUCCUGUGCCAUUCCCACUCACCCCAUCUCUAAGACCACAAGUCAGUUCCAUCAACCCUACAGUUACUCGAUCCCUCCUUUACAGCGUUCUGCGGGACGCCCCGGCCGACCGGGCUGGCGCCCCCCAGCAGAGUCGGGAGGUUCAGCUCUCAGAUUACCCCUCACUGGACUAUCAGGGGCUCUAUGCCACCCUCGUCACCUUGCUUGACCUGGUACCCCUGCUACAGCACGGUCAGCAUGAUCUGGGGCAGGCCAUAUUUUACACCACAACAUGCCUUCUGCCUUUCCUUAGUGAUGAUAUUCUCAGCACGUUACCCUACACCAUGAUCUCCACUUUAGCCACCUUCCCUCCGUUCCUGCACAAAGACAUCAUAGAGUACCUGAGCACAUCCUUCCUGCCCAUGGCCAUCCUGGGUUCGACCCGAAGAGAGGCCGGCAUCCCAGCGUAUGUCAAUCUGUCCGCCUCGUCCAUGCUGAUGAUCGCCAUGCAGUACACCUCGAACCCAGUCUACCACUGUCAGCUUCUGGAGUGUCUCAUGAAAUACAAGCAGGAAGUGUGGAAGGAUCUUCUGUACGUCAUAUCGUACGGCCCGUCCCAAGUCAAACCCCCGGCGGUUCAGAUGCUCUUCCACUACUGGCCCAACCUCAAGCCUCCGGGUGCCAUCAGUGAGUACAGAGGUCUGCAGUACACAGCCUGGAACCCCAUCCACUGCCAGCACAUGGAGUGCCAGAACUCGAUUAACAAGCCGGCUGUGAAGAUGUGCAUCGACCCGACGCUCUCGGUGGCUCUGGGAGACAAGCCCCCGCCGUUAUACAUCUGCGAGGAGUGCAGCCAGAGGAUCGCUGGCGAUCACGCCGAGUGGCUCGUGGACGUGCUUCUGCCGCAAGCUGAGAUUUCUGCUAUAUGUCAGAAGAAGAACUGCAGCUCUCACGUCCGGCGCGCUGUCGUCACCUGCUUCUCGGCAGGCUGCUGCGGUCGCCAUGGGAACCGGCCGGUGCGCUACUGCAAGCGUUGCCAUGUGAACCACCACAGCAGUGAGGUGGGGGCGUCGGCGGAGACUCACCUGUACCAGACGUCACCCCCGCCCAUCAACACGCGCGAGUGCGGCGCGGAGGAGCUGGUGUGCACCGUGGAGGCCGUCAUCAGUCUGCUGAAAGAGGCUGAGAUCCACGCGGAGCUGCGGGAGUUUGAGCUGAACCGCCGGCGUCAGAUGGGUCUGUCUUCUUCCCAUCAUUCCCUGGACAACCUGGAGUUUGACAACAAAGAGGACGACCAGCACGACCAGAGACUGCUCAGUCAGUUCGGCAUUUGGUUCCUGGUGAGUCUGUGCACGCCCAGCGAGAACACGCCCACCGAGAGCCUGGCGCGGCUGGUCAGCAUGGUCUUCCAGUGGUUCCACUCCACCGCCUACAUGAUGGACGAUGAGGUGGGCAGCCUUGUGGAGAAGCUCAAGCCUCAGUUUGUCACCAAGUGGCUGAAGACGGUGUGUGACGUGCGCUUUGACGUCAUGGUCAUGUGCCUUCUGCCUAAACCGGUGGAGUUUGCCAGGGUGGGAGGAUACUGGGAUAAGUCGUGCAGCACGGUGACGCAGCUGAAGGAAGGACUGAAUCGCAUCCUGUGUCUGAUUCCCUAUAACGUGAUCAGUCAGCCGCUGUGGGAGUGUUUCAUGCCUGAGUGGCUGGAGGCCAUUCGCACUGAAGUUCCUGACCAGCAGCUCAAAGAGUUUCGUGAGGUCCUCAGUAAGAUGUUUGAUAUCGAGUUGUGUCCGCUGCCCUUUUCCAUGGAGGAGAUGUUUGGAUUCAUUAGCUGUAGAUUCACUGGAUAUCCAGCUUCAGUGCAAGAGCAAGCGCUGCUGUGGCUUCACGUUCUGUCGGAGCUGGAUAUUGUGGUUCCUCUGCAGCUGCUCAUCAGCAUGUUCUCUGACGGGGUGAACUCACUGAAGGAACUGGCCAAUCAGAGACGAGCUCGUGCUGCAGACCUGUCAGGACCCCGCAGGGUCAGUGUGGUUUCAGACCCCGGCAGACGAGGGCAGCACAAUAACCUGAGCCCGUUCCCCAGCCCGUUCCGGAGCCCGUUUCGGAGCCCUCUGCGCUGCAGCCCCUUCAGGAACCUGGGCCACGCGGCCGGGAACUGUGCCCUGGACCUGGACUGUGACGAUGACGACAUGAACCUGGGCUGCUUCAUCCUCAUGUUCGACCUGGUGCUCAAACAGAUGGAGCUGCAGGAGGACGUGCUGACGCCGGGCCUGGAGAGCAGUCUGGGCCGGGACGUGGUGGGCAUCAUUAACAGUGUUCUCCAGGCCCCGUGGGGCGGCUCACACACCUGUCAGAAGGACGAGAAGGCUCUGGAGUGCAGUCUGUGCCAGUCCAGCAUCCUCUGCUACCAGCUGGCCUGCGACCUUCUGCAGAGACUGACCCCUCGCGAGGAGAUCCGGCUGGUGGAACCCUUCGAGUGUCUGGAGGACAGUUUGGUGUUCCCUCGAGCUGAUUUCAGUCUUCGGUCUGAGAACGGAGCCGACGAAGGAGACGCUCCCUCGGAAAACCCCGGCAGCCACAGUCCCUCUCCUGAGAUCCCUCCUCUGAAGAACUGCGCCGACAGGAAGUUCUCCUACCUGCAGCUUCCUGUUUCCCUCAAGCUUCUGUACACCGUGCUGCAGGAGAUGAGUAAGUUCGAGGAGCCGGAUAUCCUCUUCAACAUGCUGAGCGUCCUGAAGAUCCUGUGUCUGCACGGAGAGUGCCUGUAUCACGCCAGGAAAGACCAGCCGCAGUUCCUGGCCUACAUACAGGAGAAGAUGCUCAUUCCCAGCCUGUGGGCCAUGCUGAGGUCCGAGUUCUGCCAGCUGGCGUCUCUGGCCGUCCCGCAGCUCCUGCACGCGCUCACUCUGUCUCACGGAGCCGACAUCUUCUGGAGGCUGGUGGACAGCAGCUUCAACAGCCAGGACUGGAAGAUCCGCUUCCAAGCAGUGGAGCGGGUGGCGGUGCUGUGUCGGUUCCUGGACAUCGGCUCGGUGACGAAGAGCCACCUGCUGAAGUACUCUCUGGCGCACGCCUUCUGCUGCUUCCUGGCCAGUGUGGAGGACGUCAACCCGGCCGUGGCCACCCGAGCCCGGCUGCUGCUGGACACCAUCAAGCGGCCCGCGCUGCAGGGCCUGUGUCUGUGCCUGGACUUCCAGUUCGACACCGUGGUGCGGGACCGGCCCGUGAUCCUCAGCAAACUGCUGCUGCUGCACUCGCUGAAGCCGGAGAUCCCCGCGCUGAGCUGGGAGUUCUUCGUCAACCGCUUCGAGACGCUGUCGCUGGAGGCGCAGCUGCACCUGGACUGCAACAAGGAGUUCCCUUUCCCUACAACCAUCACUGCGGUGAGGACGAACGUGGCCAACCUGAGCGACGCCGCCAUGUGGAAGAUCCGGCGCGCCCGCUUCGCCCGCAACCGGCAGAAGAGCGUCCGCUCGCUGCGGGACAGCGUCAAGGGUCCGAGCGAGUCCAAGCGGGCUUUCUCACUCCCGGAGACGCUGUGCAACAAACUGCCUCUGAGACUCGUCAGGCAGGAGCAGUCGGCACCCAUACUGGGAAACAUGCUGGAGAAGGUGCUGACAGGGGAGAGCUCUCCUCUAGAGGAAGACUCCAUCAUUAAGGAUCUGCUGCCGGAGGACGCCGGGAUCGACCAUCAGACCGUCCACCAGCUCAUCAUGGUGCUCAUGAAGUUCAUGGCCAAAGACAAAAGCAGUGCCGAGGCGGACAUCGGCAGCGCCAAAGCCUUCAACACCGUGAAGCGGCACCUGUACGUGCUGCUGGGAUUCGAUCAGCAGAUGGGCUGCUUCAUGAUCACGCCGCAGAAGAUGCGCUCCUCCACCUGCUUCAACGGCUUCAUCGCAGGCAUCUCUCAGGUGAUGGACUACAACAUUGGCUUGGGGAAGCAGCUGCUGCCGCUGGUGGUGCAGGUGCUGAAGUACUGCACGUGUCCUCAGCUGAGGCCCAACUUCCAGGAGCCGCCGCGCUGCUCGCUGUGGGCCCUCAAGCCUCACAUACGCCAGAUGUGGCUCAAGGCCCUGCUCGUCAUCCUCUACAAGUAUCCGUACCGAGAUAUGGACAUGAGUAAAGAUGUGGUGCUCCAUCUGAUCCACAUCACCAUCAACACGCUGAACGCUCAGUACCACAGCUGCAGAUCGCACGUGUCCGCAGGCCCGCUGUACAGCGACAACUCCAACAUCAGCCGCUACAGCGAGAAGGAGAAAGAGGAGGACAGUGUGUUCGACGAGUCCGACAUCCACGACACGCCGACGGGAGCCGGCAGUAAGGAGUCGCAGACCUUCUUCGCUCGGCUCAAGAGGAUCGGCGGCAGCAAGUCUGUCAAGUAUCAGCCAGUGGAGCUCAGCGCUCAAAGGAGUGAGAUCGAGCUGGCGGAGUACAAGGAGGGCGGUGCGCUGCAGGACACGCUGCUGUACUCGGGGCGAGAGGACGGCAGCAGCCGGAAGAAGAGACUGCAGGCCAUGCACAAGCAGAAGUCUCUGGACAUCGGCAACACCGACUCCAUCCUCUUCAACCUGGACGAGCACCGGCGCAAGUCCUGCAUCGACCGCUGUGACCUGCAGGGUCCUCCGGCCCUCCAGCCCUCCUCGUCCUCCUCCAUCGGCCGGCAGCAGCACCGGGCGCAGCACCACGGGAAGGACUCCUCCAACGGCCACUCCGUCAUCGACCGCAGCGGCUCCAGCGUCAGGCCCAUCAUCCCCGAGGUGCGUCUCAGCUGCAUGGAGACCUUUGAAGACAAACCCGCCGGCCUGGACUCGCCGCUGGACAAGGACGACCCGGAUCUCAUCGACCUCUCCUCAGACUGCACCUCCAUCCCUGAGAAGCGCUCCAUCCUCUCGCUCUCCGACAGCGACUCGCUGAUAUUCGAGCCGCUGCCGCCUCUGCGUAUCGUGGAGAGCGACGAGGACCUGUUCGAGGCGCUGAAGCUCCCCGGCGGCGUGCUGAGCAGAGCCGAGGACCCGUCGGCCGGUCGGCCUCCUCCGGUGGUGCAGGUCAGCGUGGAGGACUGCAGCGGGGACCAGCGGAGCGCGGCGACCCUGGAGCUGCCCGACUCCACGGCGCAGCAGGAGAGCGCCAUGACCCUGAAGCAGAAGAGGGACCUCUUCAGGAAGACCUCGCACAUGCCAAACGCUUCCCUGGAGGAUUCCAGCAGGAAGGAUAGCAGUGGGACGAGUCCCAGCCCCUCGAGCCGGUCGGUCCUGCACCACAUCCCCAUGGAGUCUCUAGAACGGGCGGGAGACGAGGACACCGAGGAGACCGAUGAGAGAGACAGCGAGCCCAAACCCGACGAUGAGGGUGACGAAGCCGAGUUCAAGAUUCAGAUCGUGCCACGCCAGCGCAAAGAGAGGAAGAUCGCCGUCAGCGCCAUCCAAAGGGAAUAUCUGGACAUCACCUUCAACACUCUGGACAAGACGAGUGAGACGACUGCAGAGUCAGAUGAGAAAUCCCUGACGAACCUGGAGAAGCCCAGAGAAUCAGCCUCUGCUCCAGCUCUGGAGGCGGCCGUCCCCGAAACCAGCCACCGCUCCUCAGUGUCCACUCAGUAUCGCCAGGUGAAGCGAGGCUCUCUGGGUGCCGUGACCAUGAGUCAGCUGAUGAAGCGGCAGCUCGAGCAUCAGUCCAGCGCGCCGCAGAACAUCAGCACCUGGGACACGGGUCGGUCUUCUUUAGCGCCACUAAUCAUGGCCAGUCCUGUGUGCUGGAGUCUGUGCCCAACUCUACACCUCACUCUUGCAGGUCCUACCAAGACGAGUCUGCUGUCGGCUCCGAGCACUGCCAGCAUGUUUGUUCCAGCGCCGGAAGACUUUGGCGACGAGCAGCCCACGAACAUGGCUGACAGGUGCCGGGACUGCGGGGCGGUUCUGGAGGAGUACGACGAGGAGACCCUGGCUCUGGCCGUGGUGGUGCUGUCCAUGUUCAUCCACCUGAGUCCCGAUCUGGCCGCUCCGCUGCUGCUGGAGAUCAUGCAGUCUGUGGGCAGGUUGGCCUCAAGCUCCAAUUUCACAGGUCAGGCUGAAAGCAUGCUGAUUCCCGGGAACGUCGCUGGUGUGGCCAAGCAGUUCCUGCGUUGCGUCCUCCAUCAGCUCGCGCCCAACGGCAUCCUUCCACAGCUCUUCCAGAGCAACAUUAAAGACGGAAGCUUCCUGCGGACACUGGCCAUGGCUCUUGUGGAUUUCAAUGAGCUGAGCUCUGUGGCCGCGCUGAGCCAGCUACUGGAGGGUCUGAACAAUAAGAAGUCUCUGCCAGCAGGCGGUGCUAUCCUGCACUGUCUGGACAACAUCGCCACCUUCAUGGAGACUCUUCCCAUGGACUCGCCCAGCAACCUGUGGACCACCAUCUGCAACCAGUUCCAGACCUUCCUGGCCAAACUGCCUGCUGUGCUGCCGCUUAAGUGUCCGCUGGACUCAAGCCUGAGGAUAAUCAUCUGUUUGCUGAAGAUUCCCGUCACUAAUGCAGCAAGAAGUCUGCUGGAUCCCUUCUCCAAACUGCUGAGUUUUGUUCUCCAGUAUGGUGUGUUCAGUCUCUCGUAUCUCGUAGAGAUCUGUGGUUUAUGCUACAAAAACUUCAGCAAGGAAAGAGACAAGUUCUACAUGUCGCGUAUCGUGGUUCUAGAGCUGCUGCAGGCUCUAAAGUUCAAGUCCUCGAUUCCUGAUACGAACCUGCUGCUGCUGGUGCAGUUUGUGUGUUCAGACAUCGGGACGAGGCUGGCUGAGUCCACCAUCAUCCAGAAGCACAUGAUCACCGCUCUGCCCGGGUGUACGACCGCGGCCAUGGAGUGUUUGAGGCAGUAUCUGAGCGAGCUGCUGGACUUCAUCGCAGACAUGCACACGCUGACUAAACUGAAGAGCCACAUGAAGGCCUGCUGUCAGCCGCUGCACGAGGACACGUUUGGUGGGAAUCUGAAGGUCGGUCUGGCUCAGAUUACAGCGAUGGAGAUCAGCAAAGGAAACCACAGAGACAACAAAGCAGUGACUCGCUACUUGCCCUGGCUUUACCACCCACCCUCUGCUAUGCAGCAGGGACCCAAAGAGUUCAUCGAGUGUGUGUCGCACAUCCGUCAGCUGUCCUGGCUGCUGCUGGGCUCUCUUACCCACAGUGCUUUGCAGCAGGGCUCCUCGUGCUGUAUGCCCAUCCCUCUAGACGCCGGCUCUCAUAUCGCGGACCAUCUGAUCGUCAUCCUGAUCGGGUUCCCGGAGCAAUCUAAGACUUCAGUGCUGCACAUGUGUUCGCUGUUCCACGCCUUCAUGUUCGCCCAGCUGUGGACCAUCUACUGUGAGCAGGCGGCCGUCCCGUCCAGCCAGAACCAGAACCAGAACGAGUUCUGCUCGGGGGCCAUCCUGACGGGCCUGGAGUUCUGGAGCCGCGUGACUCCCAGCAUCCUCCAGCUCAUGGCACACAACAGAGUGAUGGUAGAGAUGGUGUGUUUGCAUGUCAUCAGUCUAAUGGAGGCCUUGCAGGAGUGCAACUCAACCAUCUUUGUCAAACUGAUUCCCAUGUGGCUGCCAAUGAUCCAGUCCAAUUUAAAUCAUCUGUCCGCGGGUCUCCAGCUGCGUCUGCAAGCCAUUCAGAACCGGGUGAACCACCAGUGUCUCCAGAACCCCGGACCCGGAUCCUUUCCUCUCGCUCUGCGCAAGUGGCUUCAGUGCACGCAGUUUAAAAUGGCCCAGGUGGAGAUCCAGUCGUCGGAGGCGGCGUCCCAGUUUUACCCCAUGUGACCUGUUAUGUGUUUCAUCAUGAGCUUCAGCUCAUCGUUCACGGAGCGCAGUGGUCUUCCGGGUGUGUGUGACUGCAUACUGCUCUUUGUCAGAUGCAUUACAGAAUUCUUGUAUAGAGAAGAAUGUUAGUCUGUGACAAGCAGGAAGAGUUUUUCGCAUUUUCAAUAGUAGACAUAUUUCAAACCAAAAUAAACAAUUCAAGAGUUUUUUUUAAAACAUUAACUGGAAUUUAGUCUUUGUGUUAAAAGUAUAACACUUUUCUUUUACUUGAUCAAAUGUUUCAAAAAGUUUGUGAUGAGAAAAUAAAUCUGAAGCAUUCAAAACUGG
Pimephales promelas (fathead minnow) is the source of this 8537-nucleotide messenger RNA. The record is from RefSeq and is a predicted model, not a curated record. NCBI's taxonomy places the organism in Eukaryota, Metazoa, Chordata, Actinopteri, Cypriniformes, Leuciscidae.